Messenger RNA from Corylus avellana, 1292 nucleotides. RefSeq names its product ethylene-responsive transcription factor ABR1. The record is from RefSeq and is a predicted model, not a curated record. Gene Ontology annotation, molecular function: DNA-binding transcription factor activity; DNA binding. Lineage: Eukaryota; Viridiplantae; Streptophyta; Magnoliopsida; Fagales; Betulaceae. Gene Ontology annotation, biological process: ethylene-activated signaling pathway; regulation of DNA-templated transcription.
UUUGAUUCGCACGAUUGCUUGCUUAUAUUAAGAGCACUCUUUCUUCGAAACAGAGAAGAAAGGGUGAUUAAUUCUGAGAAUUGUUGCACGUAGGAUUUCAUGUGUAUGCCGAUUAAGGUGGCGAAUCCGAGACAAACGACGACGAGGAGGGCUGCCGAAGUGGAUGAGAGGGAGGUCGAUGAUUGGCUCUUCUAUCGACCUCACCCGAGCACUUCUACAGCUGCGGCGCCGGCAAUGCUCUCCGCGCUUGACAGAGAGAGGGAGAUGUUUGAGAUGGUGUCGGCUUUGACGCAUGUCGUGUCUGGAGACACCGCCGGCGACGAGUCCGAUUUAAAACCGAGCGUGACGACUUCUCCUCCUCCUCCUUCUUCUGGGACUUCUUAUUCUUCCGGUUCACCGUUUGUUGAAGCUGGGCGGCGGAAGAGAGAGCGAGAAGAGGAGGAUGGCGGCGGAGAACUGCGUGGAUCACCGGUUACAAAGCUUUGUACUGCUUUCAGUGACUUUACACAUGGAGGCUCUGGAUUGAGAGCAAACGAAGGCUCAAGCACAACAACAGCAACAGCAACACAAACAACAUUGUCUCCAACGUACGAAUACAACAAAGAAAUCCGUCCAGCAGAAACAAGAACAAGAUACAGGGGAGUGAGACAAAGGCCGUGGGGAAAAUGGGCAGCCGAGAUAAGAGACCCAUUCAAAGCUGCCAGAGUCUGGCUAGGCACAUUCGACACAGCCGAAGCCGCCGCCCUAGCCUACGACGAAGCCGCCCUCCGGUUCAGAGGCAACAAGGCAAAGCUCAACUUCCCCGAAAAUGUCUCGCUCCGGCAGCCAUCCGCCAGUUCUCCGACGACCCAGUUGGCCAUUUCUGAUUCUCCAAAUACCCUUUUGGCCAUUCCAACAUCCACUGCUCCGAUCGUUCACUCUCAGCCACUCCACCAUUUGCAUGGCGCUCAGGCUUCUUCAACAAACUUCUUCAACUAUUCCAAUCAAUUGGUUGAUUUUCAGAGGCAAUCCAUGAACCUCUAUGAUCAGAUGUUUUUCUCAUCAUCCCCAAUGGCUUCUCAUUUUCAGUCUUCUCCUUCAUCAAUAUCUUCUUCUUCGCUUGCUUCAUCUGUUUCUUCAUCUUCUAAUUCUUCCCCACCCCCUCAACUUCCUCUGUUUUUCCCGGCUCAGCCGCCUGUUAACCUUGGGCCGGGUCAAGGCCCAGAUUUUUCAGCACCGGAUUGGUCCGGUUCUGGCCACCAUACUCCUCCCCCUAGCUAAUUUUUCUUUUUCUAAAAAGGAAAAUCCUUUUU